AUGCAAUUUGCCAAAAAUGGUGUCAUUUCUGGGGUCUUGGGAUUGAGCCUGUCACCAGAUUCACUAGUCUCUCAGACGCUUGAUGAAGACUACCAACGAUUCUCUUAUUGCUUGAUUCCUUUUGAUGAAACCAUCAUCAUGACUCCUAGUCUUCUAAGAUUUGGUUCUGACAUUCCCUUACCGCCGACAAACAUUCAGACAACCCCAUUUGUCAAACCACCGUCCGGGACAAAUUAUUACCUUUUGAAUUUACAGGAUGUAAGUGUUGGCUUCCAUCGACUAGGGUUUCCACCAGAUACCUUCAAACCCAAGCAAGAUGGCACAGGUGGUUGUAUUAUAGACUUAGGAGCUUUGAUCUCUAGACUUGAUCAGAAUACCAUUAAUGGGCACAAUGCUUACAGGGAGGUGAUGGGUGCAUUUCAGAAUCAUUAUGAUUCUUUCAAGCUUCAGAGAAUUGGAAAAGUGGCAGAGGGUCUUGAACUUUGUUACAAGUACACACAGGAUUUAAAGGAGUUUGCCACAAUGACGUACCACUUUGAAGGAGCAGACUACACUGUAGAUUCAAAGUACGUGAAUUUUUAUGAGACUCAGGCAGGGUAUUUUUGUGUAGCACUGUUGCCAGGAAAUGGAAAAAGUUUACUUGGAGUAUAUAUGGCAUCAACAAAAUAUGCGCAUUAUUUAUGA
Messenger RNA from Juglans regia (Persian walnut), 684 nucleotides. Its product is annotated as aspartic proteinase CDR1-like. The transcript has a single exon. The coding region runs from base 1 to 684 and encodes 227 amino acids. Gene Ontology annotation, cellular component: extracellular region. The record is from RefSeq and is a predicted model, not a curated record. Lineage: Eukaryota; Viridiplantae; Streptophyta; Magnoliopsida; Fagales; Juglandaceae.